Messenger RNA from Haliotis rufescens (red abalone), 1648 nucleotides. Its product is annotated as sulfotransferase 1B1-like. The record is from RefSeq and is a predicted model, not a curated record. The coding region runs from base 366 to 1475 and encodes 369 amino acids. The transcript has 9 exons. Gene Ontology annotation, molecular function: sulfotransferase activity. Gene Ontology annotation, cellular component: cytoplasm. NCBI's taxonomy places the organism in Eukaryota, Metazoa, Mollusca, Gastropoda, Lepetellida, Haliotidae. Gene Ontology annotation, biological process: sulfation.
CGGCGAGAUCGUUCUGUAUUUUGCAGCUUCGGUACUCUCAUAUACAUCCGCAAUGCGGCAUUUGACACACCACCAAGGCGUGAGUCGGUUACAGUACAACUAAGGUGUGAUAUGUCAUCAGAUUGGCAAGGGACUACUUCACUGAUUGACGUGAACCAGAAUGACGGCACAUGAAUAUGAUGGAAAGUGUCAAGUGAUUCCUUCAGAUCUUAGUGACCUUCACGACUUGACAGACUCGAAAGGUCACGGCUUUAUGUGUUGGCUGCAUGAUGGCCUGUAUCUGCCAUUUGGGCCACCAUUACAAAAUAUAGCAGGGAAUCCACUUGAAAACUACAAAAACAUAAAAGCUGCUCAACUGAACGAAGAUGACGUGGUGGUGUGCGCGUAUCCUAAAUGCGGAGAGUGUUACCUCGUCCAUAUUCAAAUCGAGAAAUCGAGCCAGGAAGAGAAACAGGAGCGAAAACCUGACUUUAGGAGACGACAGUAUGGCCUUGCAGAAAGAGAGUCCAAGACUUUGCUUUGUUCACAGAUCCGACCCAGGGCCAGAAAGUGUGUUUGCGCCUGAGAUUGCUUUGGUGGAUCUCAACAACUCUAAGGGCCAUGGCUUUAAGUGUUAUCAGUACGAGGGUAUAUAUUGGAGUUUGUGGCCUCAUCAAAUAUCCAAGGGGAAAAGUCCAGUUGAAGAAUUCAAACGUCUAAAAGAAUGCACAAUGGAAGAGGAUGACAUCAUCAUAUGUGCAUAUGCCAAAUGUGGAACCCACUGGCUGUGGGAGGUUAGCGAGAUGCUCAAAAGUGGAACCAUUCAGUAUAAGAAGGAGACGAAAGAGACCCGAAUGAUAGAGUUUAUACAAAAAGAGGGAAUCGACAGUCUACAAAAGCCCAGAAUACUGAACACACAUCUUCCUCUGCGCAUGCUCCCUACACAGGUCGUGGAGAAGAAGGUCAAGUGUAUCCAGAUCAUGCGCAAUCCUAAAGAUGUAUGUGUGUCUUUUUACAACCACAAGAAGAACAUAUUACCUUCCAUUGGCUACGACGGGGACUUCGUGGAGUUCACAGAGGCGUUUUUGUCGGGGAAAUUGCCGUUUGGAUCCUACCACAACUACCUGCUGACAUGGCAGAAAGAAGUAGCCAGAGAACCGAACCUACCUGUACUCACCCUGCACUAUGAGGUCAUGAAGGUGAAUCCUGUCAGGUGUAUAAAAGACAUUGCCACAUUCCUGAAUAUUACUGUAACAGAUACAUUCUGUGAAGGUAUAGCCGAGGCGUGCAGCUUUGAUAAAAUGAAGCAGUUUGACAAAGAGGAAAAGCACAUGCAUUUGUCACUCUGGAAGGAAGGAUCUGGGGGGUCCUUUUACAGAAAAGGUGAGGUUGGGGACUGGAAGAACUGGUUCACGGUUGCAGAGAACGAGAAAUUUGAUCGCAUUUGGAAUGACAAAGUGAAGGAAUCUGGCAUCCAAUUCAUGUACACAUUGUGAGACUGUACAUUGGUGAAUCGUUUGUCAAAGUGCUGAAGAAACUUUUCAUCAGCUAAUCUAAGUGGCAUUCCAUUGUGGUGAGGAAGACCCCAAACCCUUCCGUAUUUGAUAAUAUAUUGCAGUUAUAAAAGAUAAACGGUUUUGAGGUGGUCCAAUAAAAGCCUGAUCAGGAA